GGCACGCAAAGUCAGCCCCCUCCAAAGAAGAGAAAAUCGUUUCUUUUGCAGAAGAAAGCGAACUCUGCCAACGGCCUGCCCACUUCGAGUUGUGAUGUGAAGGUGUUGAUCAUGCGAAAAGAAGCGCCAUUAAAGCUCUCCUCCAUGCCCUUGUCCUCCAAGAAAGGAACCAAAUCUUAGUUGGAGAGUGAGCGAGGGAGUCUCGGAUCGUAUUGCAGGCGUCACCAACCAAGUCAAGCUUCAACUUUCAUCCCUCUUAAUUCCUUUUUGGCUGGUUGAACUCGAAAUUUUUCUGGCCUUCAAAGCCUAAGAAGGCAUGGGGCUACGGCGGAUGAGGCUGCAGGUGCAUUGCUGAUGACGCCGCAACUUGUCGUUGAUGCCGCCGAAAUUAGCGGUUGGUGGUGUAUUUUCUUCACCACCUUCUCAUGGCAGAAGAUUAGUUUCCCAAGGAGGUAAAAGAGAAGGCCAUGGAGAGUACCUUCAGUCUCCACUUCUUCCCUCUUACCAGUCUACAGAUAGGGGAUUUGCAGUCCUACCUUUCUACUCUCACUUUGUUUGUGGCACCUGAAAGUGAAAAUCUUUUUAUCCUAGUGGACAAUCGUCCAUGGUUGACAAAAGGACAUUCUAAACAUGCACAUAUAUGGCAAUUAAUGGUUACAAAGUCCAGGAAAUCUCCCUUUGCUAAUACCCGUGCUAGGAGGGAGCGGAAGGAUUCUGGGAAAAAGCUCCACUUGAGGAAUGGCUUGAAACCAAGCCUUGGCGAGACAAUGAAAUUGAAGAGAUGGUUUUGUUCAAUUUAUGCAGCAGUUAAUCAUAAGAAAGUCCUGCUUCCAGUGAAUGAAUUGCACCAAACAUUUUAUGGCUUUAUACUCUUUGAAAUCUCAUGGAAGGAUAUUCGUGGCAUUAACUACUUGAAUGAACUUCAGACUGAUACAUCUCUUGCCUUGGAGGCUCAGUACAUGAAGAAGUGGGAAUUUGACAGUGCAGAACAAGCUUGUAUAUUCGUUUCAUCCUGGUUCUCUGGCACAUUAUUUGAGAGCACUCUUUUGAAAAAUUAUCUGAGUGAUGUAUCUGAUGUAGAUAUCUGUGGAAGUCCUGAUUUGGGGCAUGGAUCAACUUUUCCGGAUGCCCCAAAUUCUUUUGGAAAGGAGAUGUUUUAUGAUGCCCAUGAUAUUUUUCCAAUUGAAAGCUCUAGCAGUGAAACUGAAACCUCUUAUGAUGAGCAUGAGUCUUUGACAGAUAGUCCAUUUGAUUGUCUUAGAGGAGAAGAUGUUUGUACGUCCACUGGAUUGCCUGAUAGCUCUAAUCCUUUCAGGACACCUUCUUCAAGCCCUUGCAAAAGAAGAAAAAUAACCGGAAGGUCAAGCUAUUCCAUUGGAGAAAUUGCAUGGGAUACACUAUGGCAAUCCAAUGAUUUUCCUAAUUCUGCUAACCUUGUGAAUGAAAAAAGUUUACUUUUUGAUGCUACUCUGUAUAAGGAUGUUUUUGUUUUAAUCAAGUUCAAUGAUCGCAAUCUUCCGUUCAGGCUGCGGCAGAUAAUCAUGUCUGAUUUACGGCUUCUUACAUUGCUAGAGUCAGGCCUUCCUUCUUGGGCUAUAUUUCUUCAGUCAUAUCCAGUAUUUUGCCAGUUCUAUCGUCCAUGGAUGAGGCCAUUAGCAAGAAUCUUGUAUGUGGUAGUUUCUUUCAUGACAGUCCUAAUUGGAUUUUAUGAUUUGUACAAAAAUGUGCCUGUCUUGAAGUUGACUGCUGCACGGUUGUGUGGGCCAUUUUUCGAUUGGAUAGAAUCCUUGGAAAUGGUGUCCAGGGUCAAGUACUUGGGAACCAUGCUUUUCCUGCACAACUUUGAGAAGGCUAUUAGAUGGCUUCUCAUGCUUGUACGUGCUACUCGGGCAUUGUUUUCAGUUCUUGUCUCUCCAGUUGCAGAUCCACUUAUUGAGCUAUUUGGAUUUUUACUUCCAGUAUGGGAUCUGUGCUUCCAGACAGUGUGGGGCAUCUGUUCUGCCAUUUGGAUUAUUUUUGAGUCGGUAUCCAGCACUGCCUUGGACGUUGUACACUUUCUGCUGUGGCCUUUGUAUUUCAUACUUUCUACAAUCUGGUACACUGUGACAUGGAUAAUAUAUCCUGUAUUUUGGGCAUUCUGGUUUGUGGUAGUUGCUCCUUUCCGCUUGAUUAUUGCACUGGUGACUUAUGUAGCACUGCUUUCCUACAACAUUUUUUCUCUUAUUCAAGAGUGUUGGAUACCAAUAAAAAGGAUCUUCCAUGUUGCUUCAACUAUGGAGCAAACACCAAGAAGAUCUGACAUUUCCAUGUUACGUACAUUGUGGAACGACCUAUUCUCACAGGUAUUUCGUGCAAUCAGAAGCAUCCUGAAUGUUUUUGUUGCAUUUUGUGCAAUAUGUAACAGGCAUCGUCUAAGCAUCUACAAUCAUCUAUUGAAAAUUCUUGCACGUUUGUCCUGUCGACAUCAUACAGGCCAUUCACCAGAGAUGAACCAUAGGGUGCAGGAACGUGGAGCACAGACUGCGAAAGCUGUAGUUCAGGUAAGAGUUGAGGGCUUGAGUGAAAUUUCCUCAAAAAUACAUGGUGUUGAAGAAUUUUUGAGCAACUGAGGUGGUACCUGUGGAUUUUACUCCUGUAUUUGUUGAAGAAGGUGUUGGUAAAUACUGCCUUCUAGAGAUGGUAUAUGCGAGUCUAAAAAAUUGGAGCCUCUCCAUACCUUAGCUCGAGAAAGAUGCCUAGAAUGCACUUGUUCUUGAGAAAUGAAAAAGCAAAACAGGAAAAGCUCAUGAAUCUUUGGCACGAUUUCUGCAGUUAGUUUUAUUGGAAGCCCCAAAUUCAAAUGGCUUUUUGAGUUGGACAUAACUCCUGUAUUAUGUUAAUAAUGUGUGUGAAAUUGGUGCUUGGAAACUGGACGUACUAACACAUACGUCUCACAGAUAAAACAAUUGUGGCUGCUCAAAAUGAAAAACAAGAGUUUUUUGAAGAGCUAGAAUAUGUUCCAUUAAGAGGCCUUCGGGAAAUUGAUGUCGUGGGAACAUCUCACAUAUCUUUGACUGUUGAUAUUGAGUUCAAUUUAUUAUGUGCCAAUACUUUUCUUACACAUGGCUGUUCCCUUUUGUACAUGCAGUCAGAAGCAAAGACAAGGCAAGGACGCAAGUAAGUCCAGAAGAAGCUCUGCAUGAAAAUGCUUUUUGAACCGUGUUAAUCAAUAUCUGUUUGCGCAGGUACUCUUCUCAACUUGAAAAAGAAGAUCCACGGAGAGUAUACAGUCGCAAACAUAGGCAGCUAUAAUGGUCAUCAUAUGCAACCAAUCUCUUUUGUUAUAUAAAUAAACAUUUUAGGCCCACAGAUGUUAUGUUUAUUCUUUUGUUCUUUAUUUUUUUCGUGCCCUACGUUUUGUAAAUUUUCUAGUUUGGGCUCCUGGAGGAAUGGCGGAUGGUUGUAAUAUACAGUAGUCAGUUAGUUCAUCUCGUCCUGUAACAUCAUGUGGGAAUUGAAAAUUAUGGAAAAGAAAAGCAUAUGAUCCUUACACAUGA
Molecule: messenger RNA, 3536 nt
Organism: Nymphaea colorata (pocket water lily)
Lineage: Eukaryota; Viridiplantae; Streptophyta; Magnoliopsida; Nymphaeales; Nymphaeaceae
Exons: 9
Coding region: 468-2609 (713 amino acids)
Source: RefSeq, a predicted model, not a curated record